AUGCUUCGAGGUUCGAAACGGCUAUCGAACUUCGCUGCACCAAGUACUGACUUGUCUAGCAGGCUCCUGCCCACUGCCACGGGGCUGUUAGUAUCCCUCACAAAUCCUCUCAACAUUACCCUGAUAACAUCGCAACUUCUUUCUGCUUCAAGCCUCUGGGAUGGAAUUCAGGAUCUACGCGCGUGCACGCGCAUCUUCAAUGUUUUCUAUACUGCGGCAGUACAGCUAUCUGAGCGAUCUGCUUCUGACGCACGGUUUGGUUAUUCACCAGCACCGCUGAUGGAGAAGGCGUGCUGGGCAACAGCAGUUGUGAAAGGCGCAGAUGACAAGUCACCUAGAUGGCGGCACACUCUUAUAUUAGGGGCCAUUCUUCUCGGGUUCGAAGAGAAGCAAAAGCAGAGUCUACCACAACAUCUUCGCUCCAGGCUGGAGUCUGCCCUGCUGACCGCCACGAACCUUGCCUUGGAGCUCAACCACAGAAGUGAAAACAUCGGAAAGUUCGCCAUUGCUUUUGUACUCGUUCAUAGUUUCGGACUGUUAUCCGCGCACAACCAAGCACAAUUCAACCAUGAUCUUAUCCUGCCCCUCCUGAUAGAAACGACAUUCUCUUCACCAGAAGGCCUUGAACAUGGGUACUGGCUGGGUGCAAUCGAUAGCGAGGUGAUAGAAGUCACGGACAGGAAGUUCAACUGGUCCGCAAGAUCAAACACAUAUCAUCACAUCCGGGAAAUGCAACAACGACCUCUAGUAGCUUCAUUAGGGUCUAUGUCACGCCUAAUGGCUUAUGCUAUCAGGAGUGUACACAAAUCGGUCCUUUUAGUACCCACGAUGGACUGCGUUGCGGAGUUUGCGAGAACACUGUGGCUUUCGUGGCGUCAAAACAAGCUCUCAGAAAUCGACGUUUCGGAAGAGCUCGAAUACCUUGAUGCAGAAUCCAGAAAAACCACUUUACCAACCCUGUGGCAUCUCUUGCGAUUGUCAUUGUUUGCGGUUGUGAUUAUUUUGAGAGCCCUUAUGGGUAGAUUGCUCUCGGACCCGGUCCUUGCCUCCGACUCGAAAGCUCCUUUCCUCGCAAUGCAAUGCUUACUCAUCCUUCGAAAUCUAUCUUUUAUCUCAUCGCGUCUUGGACAGAUAUCCUCGUCUCAGUAUGUCUUUGUCAACAUGGCGGCUAUAGACGUUCUUACUCAAUAUCCAGAGCAAGCUGAAAAUUUGAUUCAAAGCAUAAAGCCAGUCGCAAAAGGACUAAUACCAUCUCAUCCUGCUGAUCGUUGUCUGGACCUUUUCUUUUUCAAUACUGCUGAGCAUUUUACGCCGAGCCUUGUUCCUAAGACCAACGAGGAUAUAGUUCUUGCCGGCGCUAUGCCGUAUCUUGUCACAGGGGGUAGUAAGGUCUUGAUGGAAAUCUUUGAAGCCGCCCAUAGCGUAGCGCUCUCUGUUCUGGCUUCACCAAACAACACGGAAUUGACGGCUCGACAGCUACCAUUCUACCUGGAUGCACUGUUCAACUGCUUUCCAGACAGCCUUUCACCACGCCAGUUCAGGUUAGCCUUCAAAACAAUUGUCAGAAUAUCCACACCGCCAUCUGCUCUCGCUCAAUCACAACCACUGCUCCCAUCCAUCAUCUUGGAGACUAUAUUUGGGAGGGCUGAACGGGCGCCAACUACACCGUUGCCACAAGCGAUACUCAAGCCUCAACCGAUCAACCAAGAGAUUCCUCUUUCCGAGCAGGCUGUGUUCGUUAUGGCUAUGACAGACAGCCUAUGCUUCCUUCAUCCUGCUCUUCUCGAAGAAUGGCUUCCAAUGACAGCCUCACUCGUGGCUCAGAUCGAGGAGGAAGAGAUGCGCAGGGCAUGUCAAGAUCGUUUUUGGGAAGCGAUGAGUAGUGGUGAGAUGGACGUUGAAAGAGCCGCGCUCUGUGUAGCAUGGUGGAGCUCAAGAGGAGGCAGGGAGCUGGUUCUCCAGAACGACAAUGCUCUGCAAAUUGAGCCUGUAAUGUCAGGGGCUUUAUCAAUGGAUAGCAAGCUGUGA
This is a messenger RNA of Endocarpon pusillum Z07020, 2028 nucleotides long. RefSeq lists its product as uncharacterized. NCBI's taxonomy places the organism in Eukaryota, Fungi, Ascomycota, Eurotiomycetes, Verrucariales, Verrucariaceae. The record is from RefSeq and is a predicted model, not a curated record. Bases 1 to 2028 code for a protein of 675 amino acids. The transcript has a single exon.